UUUAAAUGAAGUCCCCACCAACGUCUAACGAACCAGUGUUAGAUACGAUUUAAAUCACUGCUAAGGUUAACAGUGUUAUUUUUCUGUCUCUAUUUUGUUGUUUUAAAUGCAACUCAAACCGUCGGAAAUAUUGUAUUCACAGGAUUCGAUCAAUAUUUACUUCGAUUCGAAAUCUAGCCAUGAUGGGCACAAACUUGGAGAAACCCUGGACGAUAUAUGCGAGGGAAACUGCAGCUUUGAAUCAGUACCUGCAAUUACCGUAGUUAACCAAGACGGAAAGUGGAUGACAACGAACAACCGACGUCUUUGGGUCUUUAAGGAGCUCGAAUUGCUCGGGAGGUGUCUUACUGUACCGGUCAAUGUCGGAGAAAGUAUUCCGGAAGCGAGGCGUACUACGAGAAACGGUGGGCUGUCGAUUAUUAUCCGCGGAUACCUAGAGGGUAGAAGGUACCAGGAACAUGAAAACAAGGACCAUUACCAGAUUGUUCCGAACUCAACAAGGUAUGAUGACAGCGAUUCGGAUGACAACUUCACACACAGUGAUAACUCCGACAACCAUGACAACGACAGUGAUGAAUGGUGAUAUGAAAUGUCUAACAGUUGAAUAAUACGUGCCAUAUCAACUUAAAUUGCACUGUUUUUAUUAAAUUACUUUUUAUUUAAAUAAUGAAAUUUAGCCUUAAAGAAUGUUGUCGAUCGUCUGUGAUACAUCGUCAUCUGUGAUAUUGUUUUUAUAGUAAAAGGGGAUUGAUUGUACUGUUUUCAUGUCACUUUAAUACACAUAUUUAUUUGAUACAAAUUCAUAAAGCGUGUUCUUUAGUUUUAUAUUUGUUUUAUCAUACAUAUACAUAUGGAGUAAGACCAACCUUCAGACAAAGCCAGAUGCGCAGGAAGGUGGGGAACAAAAACGGGUUGGCUGUGUUUUGUUUUCGAUCUUUCCAUGAUUUCAAGCAAAGUCAUAUUGUUAAUUACAUCAUGUUGAUUACUCGUCGCAUAUCUAAUUGUUGCUGUUGUCUGAUUCAUUGUGACCCCAUCCACAUUAUAUAAAAUACGUUUAUCUUAAUUUUUGUUCGCAGUCGAGUUACUUCAAUAGAGCUUUUACUUAAUUUACUAUGUCGCUUUUAAACAGCCAUAUCAUAUCUAUAUAAUGACAAGAUACUUCUAAAACAAGCAGUGUACAAUAGACCUGUUUCAUCUGGAAUGUUAAAAUAAUGCAAGAUGAAUACCUUGAAGACGAUUUUACUGAAAAUGUUAUAAUGGGUUAUGUAAAUAUACGUUAUUAUUGAUUGUUUUUGGCAAA
This is a messenger RNA of Dreissena polymorpha, 1300 nucleotides long. RefSeq lists its product as uncharacterized. Bases 107 to 583 code for a protein of 158 amino acids. The transcript is spliced from 2 exons. The record is from RefSeq and is a predicted model, not a curated record. NCBI's taxonomy places the organism in Eukaryota, Metazoa, Mollusca, Bivalvia, Myida, Dreissenidae.